AUGACGCGGUUCAACGUCGGCGAGUGCACGGACUGCCCCGUCUACGACGGCCUCUUCGAGUUCCAGCAGAUCGCGUCCGGCGCGUCCAUCGACGGCGCCGUGAAGCUGAACCACGGGGCCACGGACAUCGCGAUCAACUGGUCCGGCGGUUUACAUCACGCCAAAAAGUCCGAGGCGUCGGGCUUCUGCUACAUCAACGACAUCGUGCUGGCGAUCCUGGAGCUAUUGAAGUACCACGCGCGCGUGCUCUACAUCGACAUCGACAUCCACCACGGCGACGGCGUCGAGGAGGCCUUCUACUGCACGGACCGCGUCAUGACGUGCAGCUUCCACAAGUACGGCGACUUCUUCCCCGGCACGGGCAACGUCGCGGACGUCGGCGCGAAGAAGGGCAAGUACUAUUCCGUGAACUUCCCCCUCAAGGAGGGCAUGGAGGACGUGAGCUACGGCCAGGUCUUCAAGCCCGUGAUCCAGAAGAUCAUGGACGUCUACCGGCCGACGGCCGUCGUGCUCCAGUGCGGCGCGGACUCCCUGACGGGCGACCGGCUGGGCUGCUUCAACCUGACGCUCGAGGGCCACGGCGACUGCGUGCGCUUCGUCAAGGGCUUCGGCGUGCCGCUGCUCGUGCUCGGCGGCGGGGGCUACACGAUCCGGAAUGUCGCGCGGUGCUGGGCCUACGAGACGUCCGUGCUCCUGGACACGCCCGUCGGCGAGGACAUCCCCUACAACGACUACUUCGAGUACUACUCGCCGGACUUCAAGCUCCACCUCACGAAGAACCCGAACCUCGAGAACGCGAACACGCGCGAGAGCCUCGCGGCGACGCGCGACGAGCUCCUCGAGAUGCUCAACGGCCUCAAGGGCGCGCCGUCGCUCCAGAUCCACGACGUGCCGCCGGACUGGAACUCGAAGCUCCGCGAGGUCGACGACAGCGCCCAGGACCCGGACGCCAAGCCGCCGGCGCUGGACCUGAAGACGGGCGCGAUCAAGCGCGAGCACCCGGCGGAGUUCGCGCCGCGGCCCGAUGCGCCGCCGCCGCCGGCGCCCAUGGACAUCUAG
Molecule: messenger RNA, 1059 nt
Organism: Aureococcus anophagefferens
Lineage: Eukaryota; Pelagophyceae; Pelagomonadales; Pelagomonadaceae
Exons: 1
Coding region: 1-1059 (352 amino acids)
Molecular function (GO): histone deacetylase activity
Source: RefSeq, a predicted model, not a curated record